UUACAGCUAUGUUCACUUGCAAAAAACGAAACCCAGAUUCUCUAUGUGAUAUUAAUCUGAUUCUGAUCCGAGACCUUCUUCUUUUACCUCUUUUCAUCUUUCUUUCUUUCAAAUCUCUGUGGAAACACCAAAGAAAGCCAGCCAUGGCUACUGAACCGUUGGUUGGACCUUUCCUCUCCCUCUUGUCUUCCAUUGAAAAGCUGUUUGACUGGUUGAGUUGUAGGGAGGUGGUUGAAUUCGUUCGUGAAAUGAAACUGGAAAAUGAAUUUAACAAGCUGGAGAUGAUAUUGUCAUCAGUUCAUGGAUUGGUGUAUGAUGCUGAGACGAAGCAAAUGGGAGACGAAGUUGUAAAGCAGUGGCUUCAAGACGUCAACAACACUGUCAACACUGCAGAGGAUCUACUUUUUCAGAUCUACUUAGAAUGUCAAUUUGAAGCAGCAGCAGCACCUGAAUUUGCAGGAAGCAUCACAUCUAGUGUUCCAUUCCUACGAAGCCCACACCAGAUCCUACUGACAAACCUAAGGGGACUCCAGAUCCUACAGACAAACCUAAGGACUUCGGAUAGUGAGGAAAGACAAGAAGACCCGCUGGGGAAGCGGAAGCUAAACGAGAUCCAAGGUAUUCAUGUGAACCGAAGAGUCCGUCCGUUGAAACAGACGUCUGGAGGCCCGAUAAGGAAGCGCAAGCUACAAGAGAUCCAAGAUGAUAAGCAGAAGAUACAUGGUAUCAAACAGCCCAUUCAUUACGACCUGGUUAUACAGCAGAUCCUGAAAAGGCUAGAAUUUAGUGUGACACAAAAAGAUGCGCUUGGCUUGAGAGAAGGUGUUGAAGUUAAGACAACAACCACAUUAUCGGAAACUACUAAAACAAUGGAGUUGGAGGAAGAAGAAGAAUCUUAUAAUAUUUAUGGGAGGGAUGCUGAUAGGGAAGUCAUCAUUAAGUCGUUGUUAUCAGAUGAAGAUGAAGAAGAAGAAGAAGGUGGUAAUAAGAUAUGUGUAAUUCCCAUUGCGGGCAUCAGCGGAAUUGGUAAGACCACUCUUGCGCAGCUUGUUUACACGGAUAUUGACAAUAAGAAACGUUUUGAUGUCAAAACAUGGAUAACGGUGUCCAAUGAAUACGAUGAUGAUGUUUUCACCUUAUCAAAGAUAAUUUAUGAGAGAGUCACUGGUUCAAAGAAUUGCUGUAUCCGGGAUACAGAUCAAAUUCUACUUGAGUUGAAGGAGUUUUUACAAGGUAAAAAGAUUCUUGUUGUUCUUGACAGUGUUGGGAACUUGAAUUCUCAAAGCUGGUAUGACUUGAAGAGCUCAUUCGAAUCUGCAGCAUCUGGAAGUAAGAUUGUUGUGACAACAAACAAUGAACAUAUUGCAUCAAUGUUGGGUACUGUCACAACUCAUUGGCUACAAUUAUUAUCAGAGAAAGAUUGUUGGCAGUUAUUUUCAAACCAUGCCUUCAAUAACGUAGAGGCAAGUGCAUAUCUAAAUCUGGAAGGAAUUGGUAGACAGAUUGUUAAAAAGUGCGAAGGUCUUCCUUUAGCAAUAAAAUCACUUGCUGGUCUUCUGCGUACUGAAUCGAAUACCACUACAUGGAUUAAUGUAUUAAAAAGCAAAAGAUGGAAUUUACCUAGAAAAAAUUGCAAUGUUCUUGGGGCUCUAUGGCUGAGCUAUUAUUAUUUGCCUCCACAUCUCAAACGUUGCUUUGCUUACUGUUCAAUUUUCCCCAAAGGUUAUCAAUUUCGAAAGGAAAAAUUGAUUUUAUUAUGGAUGGCAGAAGAUCUAUUGCUUCCUCAAAAUGGUAAGACGCUAGAAGAAGUUGGAGAGGAGUAUUUUGUUGAUCUAACAUCAAGGUCAUUCUUUUGUAAAAGUAAAUUUUACGGUUUUACCAUGCAUGACCUUGUGCAUGAUUUGGCUCAACUUGUGUCAGGAGAAUACUGUUUGAGGUUUGAAGACUAUAACUCAAAAAUCCGUUUAUGGAAGGUUCGUCAUUUGUCGUGGAUUGGAAAUAAGAGGCACAGUAUCCAGAGAUUAGUGGAUGUAUCUAAAACUAAAGUCUUGUGCACUCUAGUGCGAGUGGAUGGAUGGUCUGGAUUGAAUAACGAGUUCUUGAUACAUCCUGAAGGAUUGCAAAAUUUCCGAUACUUAAGAGUGCUGUCUUUGUAUCGAGUUGAUGCUGUUACAGAGUUGCUUGAUUCAAUUGGCAAAUUGAAUCUUCUAAGGUAUUUGGAUUUAUCUUGGACUGAAAUAAAUGAAAUACCAAAUACAAUUUGUGGUUUGUACAAUUUGCAGACACUGUUAUUACAACAUUGUUGUAAUCUUAGUCACUUGCCAGAUUCAAUUGGCAAUAUGAAGCAUCUAAGGCACUUGGAUUUAUCUAACACUCAAGUUGAAGAGAUUCCUGACGCAUUGUGUAAUUUGCACAAUUUGCAUACUCUGCUAUUGGGAUCUUGUAAAAAACUUACAUAUUUACCAACUGGUGUUGAAAGACUGAUCAACUUGCAACGCUUGGAUAUUAGUGACACUUCUUUAAGAGAGGUGCCACCACAGAUAUCCAACGUGAGAUUUCUGGAGAUAACAAGUGAUUUUGUUGUGGGCACAAACAGUGGAUCUAGCAUUGAAGCAUUGGGUGAGCUCCAAGAUAUGUGUGAUAAUCUUAGUAUUAGGAGCCUUCAAAAGGUACGAAAUGUUGAGGACGAUCUGGAAGACAAGAAGUGUAUUACUGAUCUGUAUUUGGAAUGGGAGGGUGAUACCAUUGAUUCACAAAAAGCAUUGGAGGUACUUAAUAGACUCCAAACUCUUAUGGAUCUUGAGCAACUAUCUAUUAUAAAUUAUGGAGGUAUAAGCUUCUUAGGUUGGGUAGGAGAACAUUCAUUUUCCCAUUUAGUGUACAUGUGGUUAAGUAAAUGUAGAAACUGUUGCAAUUUGCCACCACUCGGACAGCUACCAUCCUUGAAAUCCCUUAGCAUUGAUGGAUUUGAUAUGGUGGAGAGCAUAGGUAAUGAAUUUUAUAUCAGUGGUUCUUCUACAGUGUCUAAACCAUUCAAGUCUUUAGAAAAAUUGAGUUUCAAAUUUAUGCCUCGGUUGAAGGAGUGGUCAUUUCUGGAAGGUGAAGUUUUCUCACCGCUUAAGCAGCUUGAUUUAGUGGAUUGCCCCUCCUUGACGUUAGAUGCUGCCUGCCUCCCUGAUUCUCUUCCAUCCUUGAAAUAUCUUUGCAUCUCAAAAUGCCAACUUCAGGUGAUGGCUUCACUCCUAAGUUGUCAACUUCCAUUGCUUGGUUCCUUGUACACAGGUUAUUGUCCCGAAUUGGAGUCAUUUCCAGAGAGGAGAUUACCCACUAAUAUACAUACUAUUGAAAUUUGUGGAUGUGAAAACCUCAAGUCAUUUUUAGAGGAGGGGUGGCCUUCGAAUUUAAAAUCACUUUCAAUUGGUAGUUGUGGGAAGCUAUUUGCAUCCCCCAUGCAGUGGAAUCUGCAAACAGUAACCUCUCUUACAUCUUUAGACUUCAGCUGCAUAGAUGAAGUGGUCGACUCAUUUCCAGAGGGAGCACAACUUCCCACCAGUCUGACUUCUCUCACCUUGUGCCGUCUUCAUAACCUUAAAUCACUGAAUGGCAAGGCCUUUCAGCAGCUCACCUCCCUUGAAGAGUUGUCAAUAUCAUAUUGCCCACAGUUGCGAUGCAUGCCAGAAGAGUGGUUGCCUGCCACUUUGAGUUCUCUUCAUCUGAGUUGUCUUGAUAAUCUUCAAACCCUAAGCGGGAUGGCUUUUGGACAGGUUGCAUCCCUUGAAAACUUGUCAAUUUCAUACUGCCCGCAGUUGCUGUGCAUUCCUGAGGAAGGGCUGCCUGCUUCUCUUUCUCAAUUGACUAUCGAGUGCUGUCGUUUUCUAAAUCCACGGUGCCAAAGGGAGAUAGGGGAGGAUUGGCCCAUGAUUGCUCAUAUCCCUAGCAUAUACAUAAUCCAAUAUUGAUAUGACUCAUGUUGUAAAGAGAUGUCCAUCUCUUGUACAAUUUUUCAGAUGCAUAUAAACUAGUUUCAUUCCUGGCGGCUGGGGCUUGUGAAUUUCUUCCUGGAGUCGGUAUCCCCUGCAUAUGGGUUUUCUUAAUUUAUUAAGGAAUUUACAGGAGUUCAAAGCAUGUUUCAGCAUGGCAUGGUCCCAUUCAUAAUUCUUCUGCAGCUGUGUAAGAUUUACCUCAUUGUAGGUUGCACCACUUUUGGCCAUCCUCUCAUGGAAUUAAUAAUUUACUUGAUCUUUGUUAAAGUUUUAACAAGCCAUGUAUUGUUUUGGUGCCUGUUUUCAUUUAACAAUGCUGGCUGUUGCUCCUUCUCUUUAUGUUUCAGACUCAUAAUUUUCCCUUGUAAUAUUUUGAAGUGCAUGGAUAAAUUUAUAUUUGUUUGACAGAUAUAUUGCAUGUAUAAAACGAGAUGUUAUUUCUA
Ziziphus jujuba (common jujube) is the source of this 4426-nucleotide messenger RNA. Its product is annotated as putative disease resistance RPP13-like protein 1. Gene Ontology annotation, biological process: defense response to other organism. The record is from RefSeq and is a predicted model, not a curated record. The transcript is spliced from 3 exons. Gene Ontology annotation, molecular function: ADP binding; protein binding. Bases 9 to 3959 code for a protein of 1316 amino acids. Lineage: Eukaryota; Viridiplantae; Streptophyta; Magnoliopsida; Rosales; Rhamnaceae.